Molecule: messenger RNA, 2311 nt
Organism: Hirundo rustica (Barn swallow)
Lineage: Eukaryota; Metazoa; Chordata; Aves; Passeriformes; Hirundinidae
Gene: DNAAF1
Product: dynein axonemal assembly factor 1
Exons: 12
Coding region: 107-2050 (647 amino acids)
Biological process (GO): cilium assembly
Cellular component (GO): axoneme
Molecular function (GO): dynein complex binding; protein binding
Source: RefSeq, a predicted model, not a curated record
GUUCGCGCUCCGCUCCGUGCCUCGCCUGCCGCCGACUAAAGCCUGUGGACAUUUUGUCUGAAAAAGGCAGAGAGUAAAAUCCCAUUCCGGCUCGGGGGCUGUUAGGAUGCAGGCGGCGCCCGGAGACCCGAGCUGCGGCCUCAGAGGGGAGGUCCCGGCGCCUGAGGCGUCAGAGGCGCCCUUGGGCGACGCCGGGAGCGGAGGUGCGCGCACGGAGCCCCAGGGCAGCGCUGUGAGCGCAGCUGUUAAAACUCAAGAGGAAGAAGUCAACUGUAUGUCCAGAGCAGAUCAACAGAAUGAACAAAAAUCAGGCAUUGAUCAGAAGUCUGAAACCAGCUCAUCCAGUCAAAGGAGAGAAGGAAAGAGAGGCUCUGUAAGAAUGACGAAAAAGAUUCUGCUAGACAUCUGUAAACAGCAGAAAUUAUACUGGACCCCAUACUUAAAUGAUACACUGUACUUGCAUUAUAAAGGAUUUGACCGACUGGAGAAUCUUGAAGAAUAUACUGGACUGAAGUGUUUGUGGCUGCAAUGCAACGGCUUAAGAAAAAUUGAGAAUUUGGAGGCUCAGACAGAGUUGCGUUCCCUCUACUUGCAACUCAAUUUAAUUGAGAAAAUUGAAAACCUUGAGCCCUUACAAAAGCUGGAUUCUCUCAAUAUCAGUAACAACUACAUUAGGACCAUUGAGAAUCUCUCUUGUCUGAAAGUCCUGCAGACUCUGCAGAUCGCUCACAAUAAGUUGCGAACAGUGGAAGACAUCCAGCACUUGCAGGAAUGCCCGAGUAUUUCUGUUCUUGAUCUUUCCCACAACAAUCUAAGUGAUCCGAGUAUUGUAGCUGUUCUGGAGACCAUGCCCAACCUGCAUGUGCUGAAUUUGAUGGGAAACGAGGUGAUAAAGAAAAUUGCUAAUUAUAGGAAAACACUCACUGUUCGACUAAAACAGCUGACAUAUCUGGAUGACAGACCAGUUUUCCCAAAGGAUAGAGCCUGUGCAGAAGCCUGGGCUGUUGGAGGGCUUGAAGCUGAGAAAGCAGAAAGGGAAAAAUGGGAAACCAGAGAGAGAAAAAAAAUCCAAGAUAGCAUUGAUGCGUUAGCAGCAAUUAGGCAAAGAGCAAAGGAACAGAGGAGACAAAAGUGCAUGGAAGGAGUUGCAACAGAUACCCAAGAAGGAGCACCUGCAAAUUCAGAAGAGGGUGAUGGAAAUUCUAAAACAUCAGAAACUUCAAAUAGAUCAGAAGAAGAAGCUCAAGAAAAGACCGAGAAAUUUAAAAAUGAGGGGUUUGAUAUUUGUGAUGAAGUGGUAACACUUCUACCAAAUACAGGACAUAACAGAGAUUUCACAUCUGGAAAUACGCCUGAUGAAGUUCAAGAUGAUGCACAGGAACCAGACUCUUACAAAUCUGCAAUUUUCAACAAGGAGACAGAUGAUCUACCAGGACAGCAGGCAGCUACUGACAAGGCCAUGCUUCCUGAGAGGGAGGAAUAUGCUGAAAUUGAACAGUUCAAACUGGAGACACUGGAGACACUUUCUCUCGAUGAACUGCCUGAUUUAGAAGAUGUAGUUGUGAGUGAGUUUCCCCCAGAAGAGGAAAUCUUUGUUCAGCAGGACUAUCACCCAAAGAUUGAAAUAAUUUCUGAAGUGACAAAUGACACCAGUUCUGCAUUAGAGGAAAACAAUAAAAGCAUGCUUGAUAGUUCAAUAGAAGAAGUUCCAACAGCAAUUUUUUCAAAUGUAUAUCAGAACCAUAAGGAGUAUGAAAAGGAGCACUUAAGACCCCUUCUCAAAAGCCUCUUUACAGAGCCUGGUAAUUCAGAAAGAUACCUGGAGAUCAAAGAUAAAGAAGUAUCCCCUUUGAAACCCUUGAUACAAGAGGUAAUCACUGAGCCCAAAGAUCAUCUGCUGUUGUCACCAGUCUGUCAUCAACCAGAUGACCCAAGCUCGUGGGAAGAGGAUGGGAAUGGCAGUAAUGGAGAAGCACAGGGGCUGGCUGAGGGGGAAGGAUGUCCUCAUACAGCACGAGGUGACAAGGAUGGUGAGGAUGGAUUGGAUUAAUCACUUCAAAGAAAACAGACCAAACCUGGCACACAGUGUCUGACUGCAUGGAAAUACUCUCAAAAUACGGAGGCUGGCAUCAGGACCAUUUGUUAAAAGUGAGUAACACUGUGAUAGCAAAACUCACUGCCCUUGGCUCCAAGCUCCUCAGGGCAGCUGCCUGUUCACUACUUUGAAAGCCUCUGCUUUGAGGUUAAAUUCCAGUCUUGUGUUAUUUGUGCCUUUGCACCCUUCUAGAAACACCUUAGUUACACGUUUAUA